Molecule: messenger RNA, 2970 nt
Organism: Hipposideros armiger (great roundleaf bat)
Lineage: Eukaryota; Metazoa; Chordata; Mammalia; Chiroptera; Hipposideridae
Gene: CEBPA
Product: CCAAT enhancer binding protein alpha
Exons: 1
Coding region: 517-1602 (361 amino acids)
Biological process (GO): regulation of transcription by RNA polymerase II; myeloid cell differentiation; DNA-templated transcription
Molecular function (GO): DNA-binding transcription factor activity, RNA polymerase II-specific; RNA polymerase II cis-regulatory region sequence-specific DNA binding
Source: RefSeq, a predicted model, not a curated record
UCAGAGACGAAGACUUGCCCUCCACCACCACCCCCACCUCCCUACGCGGCGGCUGGGUGCUCUUGGGCUCCCUGGCCGUUGGCUGGAAGUGGGUGUCUCGAGAAGGCUAGAAAAGAGGGGCCCGCCGCCGACCACGUGUGCGUGGGGGCGACAACUCGGCCGAGAGUGGGUCACAGCUCGCAGGUCACGGCUCUGCUCCUGGCGCAGGGGACACAGGGCACUGCGUCGCGGCCUCUCCCUGCAGCGCGGCGCUCCCGCCCUACUCGCGGUCCCCAUCGGCAGGCAGGCGCUAAGACCCAGGAGGCGCCGCUCGCCGUCGCCAGUGGUCAGACACUAGAGGGCGAUCGAUGGCCACCCUGGUAUAAAUGCGGGGCCCGCGCGGGCCUGGCCAUUCGCGACCCGGAGCUGCUCGGGCGCAAGCUAGCAGGGGCUCUUGGUGGGCGGCGGCGGCAGCGGCUCCCCGCGCAGCCUGGAGGCCGCCGAGGCUCGCCAUGCCGGGAGGACUCUAGCUCCCCCAUGGAGUCGGCCGACUUCUACGAGACGGAGCCGCGGCCCCCGAUGAGCAGCCACCUCCAGAGCCCCCAGCACGCGCCCAGCAUUGCCGCCUUCGGCUUCCCCCGGGGCGCGGGCUCCGCGCAGCCCCCCGCCCCACCUGCCGCCCCGGAGCCACUGGGCGGCAUCUGCGAACACGAGACGUCCAUCGACAUCAGCGCCUAUAUCGACCCGGCCGCCUUCAACGACGAGUUCCUGGCCGACCUGUUCCAGCACAGCCGGCAGCAAGAGAAGGCCAAGGCGGCCGCGGCCCCCGCGGGAGGAGGCGGCGGCGGCGACUUUGACUACCCGGGUGCCCCACUGGGCCCCGGCGGCGCCGUUAUGCCCGGGGGGGUGCAUGGCCCCGCUCCCGGCUACGGCUGCACGGCGGCCGGCUACCUGGACGGCAGGCUGGAGCCCCUGUACGAGCGCGUCGGGGCGCCAGCGCUGCGGCCGCUGGUAAUCAAGCAGGAACCGCGCGAGGAGGACGAGGCAAAGCAGCUGGCGCUGGCCGGCCUCUUCCCCUACCAGCCGCCGCCGCCGCCGCCACCCCACCCGCACCCGCCGCCCGCGCACCUGGGUGCCCCGCACUUGCAGUUUCAGAUCGCGCACUGCGGCCAGACCACCAUGCACCUGCAGCCCGGCCACCCCACGCCGCCGCCCACGCCGGUGCCCAGCCCUCACCCAACCCCCGCGCUUGGCGCCUCUGGCCUGCCGGGCCCCGGCGGCGCGCUCAAGGGGCUGUCCGCUGCGCACCCCGACCUCCGCGCGGGGGGCGGCGGCGGCGGCGGCGGCGGUGGCGGCGCCGGCAAAGCCAAGAAGUCGGUGGACAAGAACAGCAACGAGUACCGGGUGCGGCGCGAACGAAACAACAUCGCGGUGCGCAAGAGCCGGGACAAGGCGAAGCAGCGCAACGUGGAGACGCAGCAGAAGGUACUGGAGCUGACCAGUGACAAUGACCGCCUGCGCAAGCGGGUGGAACAGCUGAGCCGCGAACUGGACACGCUGCGGGGUAUCUUCCGCCAACUGCCCGAGAGCUCCCUGGUCAAGGCCAUGGGCAACUGCGCGUGAGGCGCGCCGCGGCGGGACCGCCCUGGGCCGGCCCUUGGCUGGGACCCAGAGAGUGGUUUCGGGUCUCUGGAUCUCAAGACUGCCCGAACCGCGAAAGCCAGGACUAGGAGAUUCCGAUGCCAUAUGAAAGCCUGCCCUGUGGAGCAUGCCCCUUGCCUUCUUCUGCGUGGGACACGGUGCGUCUAAGAUGAGGGGUCAGGCAGUGGUUUCUCCCUGCAAGAAAGGAGAAGCGCCGUGGGGCCAGCCGCCGGGGAGCCUGGCAACUCUAGUAUUAAGGAAUAACCUUGUGCCUUGAAAAUGCAAACUCACCGCUCCAAUUCCUACCAAGUAGGGAGAGCAAAUAUGUGCCUUGUCAUUUUAUUUGGAGGGUUCCUGCCUCGUCCAGAGGCUGCAAGGCUACAGCAGGCCUCCAUGAGAGGAGGAGUGCAGGCCCCCAGCAGAAGGAAAGUUAAGGGAGCAGAGAUCUGACAAGCCAGCCCCAGGUUGUUCCCCUAGUUCUACAUGAAGGUGAAGGGUCUCUAGUGCCUUGCCUCUAACCUCCCAGCCUGCAACAGGUUGGGAUUCCAGGGCAGAACGCCCUGAGAUGGGGGUCACCAGGUGACCAAAGGGAGCUCCCCACCCCCAGUCCAGACCAGAAAGCUAGGUGUGGGUUAGCUAUAAGGACCUAUGUUCAUGGGAGUAGUGGUCUGGUGGAAGAGGGGAACCUAGAGGUCCGGCAGUCUGGGGGCUGGAGAAGGGGUGAAGGGACACUGGGACCUCAGCCAUGUCUGUACUGUAUGUCGCCAGCGUUGCCAUACAAACAUGAAGCACAGUCAGUCCAUCCCAGAGGGACCCGAGUUAUGAGAAGCUUUCCAAAUAUUUUGCUUUAUCAGCCGAUAUCAACACUUGUAUCUGACCUCUCUGUGUCCCAGUGGUGCCUUGUGCAAUGUGAAUGUGCACGUCUAUGCUAAACCACCAUUUUCUUUGGUUUUUGUUUUGUUUUGGUUUUGCUCAGAUACUUGCCAAAAUGAGACUCUUCGUCAGCAGCUGCAGGGAGGGUCUGUGGCUCUCUUUCCUUUUGGUUUUGGGGUUGCUUUUGCUCCCAGGGGAACCAAAGAGGCGAGGUGGGCUUUCCCUUUCCCCUCAGCUUUCCCCGGGGGUGGCUGUGGGCCUCAGUCCCCUCCAGCCCCAGGCUGCCCACAGGCUUGUCCCUGCAGAGGCCCUGGCUCCAGGUCUGGAAGGGGAGAGGCAGCCUCCAGCCAGCAGACACGGAUCCCUGGGCCUGGGAGCAGGGAAGGACGGCUUGAUUCUCUUCUUUGGGGGAGAAUGUGGAGUUUCAUGCUAGAUGUUUUAUGUAUUAUAUCUAUAAUAUAAACAUAUCAAAGUAAA